Messenger RNA from Leptopilina boulardi, 641 nucleotides. RefSeq names its product 50S ribosomal protein L27 (gene mRpL27). Lineage: Eukaryota; Metazoa; Arthropoda; Insecta; Hymenoptera; Figitidae. Gene Ontology annotation, molecular function: structural constituent of ribosome. The record is from RefSeq and is a predicted model, not a curated record. Gene Ontology annotation, cellular component: ribosome; mitochondrial large ribosomal subunit. Bases 131 to 565 code for a protein of 144 amino acids. The transcript is spliced from 3 exons. Gene Ontology annotation, biological process: translation.
AAAAAUAAUAUUGUAUUUUCACAUGGAUUAUAUACACAAACGCAAGUUUAAUUUGUUGUGUCGAAAAAGUUCACAGGAAUAAGUUAUUUUGUUGAUUCAUGAUUUUAUUUAAAUAAGAAGAAAAGAAAUUAUGUCGUUUUUAAUAAAAACAGCGUUUCAAGAAGUUGCAAAUUUUAUAAAACCAGCAACUAAUCUACAAGUAACGGUUCGACAUAAAGCGCGAAAAGUAAUGGCAAACGCAAAUCCUGGAGGAAAUGCUGUUGCAAAACAUAGAGGAAUUAAAAGACAGGAUGGAUCUUAUGCUUAUUCUGGAACUAUAUUGGCAACGCAAAGAAAAACAAGAUUUCAUCCUGGUCUAAACGUUGGAAUAGCCCAUAAUGGAACAUUAUUUGCUAUGGAACCUGGAAGAGUUGUAAUAACAUGUGAAGAAAUUGAUCCUGAUUUUAAAAAUUCUUUUGUAAGAAAAAAUUAUACAGGUCGUGAGGGUCAUUUAAUUUAUAAAAAACAUUUUAAUAUCAUUCCCCAUAAACAACACGAUCGUUUUGUAAUUAAAGAUACAAUUUAAUUAUUUAUCAUUAUUAUUUGUAAAAAGUAAAAAUAGAUUAUAAAUUUUAAUAAAGUUUAAAAACAAAAAAAUCUUA